GGGUGCGGGCGGCGCGAGGGCGGCGCGGGGCGGUGGCCAGUGAGCCGGCGGUUCUCGCUAGGGGCGCCCACCGCCAGUCUCUCGGCGCGAGCCGCCGCCGCCAGCGCCCGCCCGAGAGCCGGCCCGGCCCCAGCACAGCCCGCGGAGCGGCCUCCGGGACGCCGCGAGGCGAGAGGAGCGCGCCGGCGCCUGGCCUUCGCCGCGGCCCAGCGCGCGGGAUGAGGGGCAGCCAGCGGGCCGCGCCGGCCCUGCGGCCGCGGGGGCGGCUGUGGCCCGUGCUGGUCGUGCUGGCGGCCGCCGCGGCGCGCUGCGCCCGGGCAGCCAUGGACGAGUGCGCGGACGAGGGCGGGCGGCCGCAGCGCUGCAUGCCCGAGUUCGUCAACGCCGCCUUCAACGUGACCGUGGUGGCCACCAACACGUGUGGGACUCCGCCUGAGGAGUACUGCGUGCAGACCGGGGUGACCGGGGUCACCAAGUCCUGUCACCUGUGCGACGCCGGGCAGCCCCACCUGCAGCACGGGGCUGCUUUCCUGACCGACUACAACAACCAGGCCGACACCACCUGGUGGCAAAGCCAGACCAUGCUGGCCGGGGUGCAGUACCCCAACUCCAUCAACCUCACGCUGCACCUGGGAAAAGCUUUUGACAUCACCUAUGUACGCCUCAAGUUCCACACCAGCCGCCCGGAGAGCUUUGCCAUUUACAAGCGCACGCGGGAGGACGGGCCCUGGAUCCCUUACCAGCACUACAGCGGCUCCUGCGAGAACACCUACUCCAAGGCAAACCGCGGCUUCAUCAGGACGGGAGGGGACGAGCAGCAGGCCUUGUGCACUGACGAGUUCAGUGACAUUUCUCCCCUCACAGGGGGCAACGUGGCCUUUUCCACCCUAGAAGGAAGGCCCAGCGCCUACAACUUCGACAACAGCCCUGUGCUGCAGGAAUGGGUAACUGCCACUGACAUCAGAGUGACUCUCAAUCGCCUAAACACUUUUGGAGAUGAAGUGUUUAAUGACCCCAAAGUUCUCAAGUCCUAUUACUAUGCUAUCUCUGAUUUCGCUGUGGGUGGCAGGUGUAAAUGUAAUGGACAUGCAAGCGAGUGUAUGAAGAAUGAAUUCGACAAGCUGGUGUGUAAUUGCAAACAUAAUACGUAUGGAGUAGACUGUGAAAAGUGUCUUCCUUUCUUCAAUGACCGGCCAUGGAGGAGGGCAACGGCUGAAAGUGCCAGCGAAUGCCUGCCCUGUGACUGCAACGGCCGAUCACAGGAAUGCUACUUUGACCCUGAGCUAUACCGUUCCACCGGCCACGGUGGCCACUGCACCAACUGCCGGGACAACACGGACGGCGCCAACUGUGAGAGGUGCCGCGAGAACUUCUUCCGCCUUGGGCACAACGAAGCCUGCUCUCCGUGCCACUGUAGCCCUGUUGGUUCCCUGAGCACACAGUGUGACAGCUACGGCAGAUGCAGCUGCAAGCCGGGAGUGAUGGGGGACAAGUGUGACCGUUGCCAGCCUGGAUUCCAUUCUCUCACUGAGGCAGGAUGCAGGCCGUGCUCUUGUAACCCUUCUGGCAGCACAGAUGAAUGUAAUGUUGAAACAGGAAGAUGCGUUUGCAAAGACAAUGUCGAAGGCUUCAACUGUGAGAGAUGCAAACCUGGAUAUUUUAAUCUGGAGUCAUCUAAUCCAAGGGGUUGCACACCCUGCUUCUGCUUUGGGCAUUCUUCUGUCUGUACAAAUGCCGUCGGCUACAGUGUUUAUUCCAUCUCCUCUACCUUUCAGAUCGAUGAGGACGGGUGGCGUGUGGAGCAGAGGGAUGGCUCUGAAGCCUCUCUCGAGUGGUCCUCUGAGAGGCAAGAUAUCGCCGUGAUCUCAGAUAGCUACUUUCCUAGGUACUUCGUUGCUCCUGCCAAGUUCUUGGGCAAGCAAGUGUUGAGUUAUGGUCAGAACCUCACCUUCUCCUUUCGAGUGGACAGGAGAGAUACUCGCCUCUCUGCAGAAGACCUUGUGCUUGAGGGGGCUGGCUUAAGAGUGUCGGUACCCUUGAUCGCUCAGGGCAACUCCUAUCCCAGUGAGACCACUGUGAAGUAUGUCUUCAGGCUCCAUGAAGCAACAGAUUACCCUUGGAGACCUACCCUUACCCCUUUUGAAUUUCAGAAGCUCCUAAACAACUUGACCUCUAUCAAGAUCCGAGGGACAUACAGUGAGAGAAGUGCUGGAUAUUUGGAUGAUGUCACCCUGGCAAGUGCUCGGCCCGGGCCUGGGGUCCCUGCAACUUGGGUGGAGUCCUGCACCUGUCCAGUGGGCUAUGGAGGGCAGUUCUGUGAGAUGUGCCUCUCCGGUUACAGAAGAGAAACUCCGAGUCUUGGACCAUACAGUCCAUGUGUGCUUUGCACCUGCAAUGGACACAGUGAGACCUGUGACCCUGAGACAGGUGUUUGUAACUGCAGAGACAACACAGCUGGCCACCACUGUGAGAAGUGUGGUGAUGGUUACUAUGGAGAUUCAACCAUGGGCACCUCCUCUGAUUGUCAGCCCUGCCCGUGUCCUGGGGGCUCCAGUUGUGCUGUUGUCCCCAAAACAAAGGAGGUGGUGUGCACCAACUGUCCUACUGGGACCACUGGUAAGAGAUGUGAGCUCUGUGACGAUGGCUACUUUGGAGACCCUCUCGGCAGGAACGGCCCUGUGAGGCUUUGCCGCCUGUGCCAGUGCAAUGACAACAUCGACCCCAACGCGGUGGGGAAUUGCAAUCGCUUGACCGGAGAGUGCCUGAAAUGCAUCUAUAACACUGCUGGUUUCUACUGUGACCGGUGCAAAGAUGGGUUUUUUGGAAAUCCGCUGGCUCCCAAUCCAGCAGACAAAUGCAGAGCCUGCAGUUGCAAUCCGUACGGGACAGUGAGGCAGCAGAGCAGCUGCAACCCUGUGACGGGGCAGUGUGAGUGUCUGCCCCACGUGACUGGCCGGGACUGCGGCUCCUGCGAGCCAGGGUUCUACAACCUGCAGAGCGGGCAAGGCUGUGAGAGGUGUGACUGCCAUGCUUUGGGUUCCACCAACGGGCAGUGUGACAUCCGCAAUGGCCAGUGUGAGUGCCAGCCUGGCAUCACCGGUCAGCACUGUGAGCGCUGUGAGGUCAACCACUUCGGGUUUGGACCUGAAGGCUGCAAACCCUGUGACUGUCAUCCUGAGGGGUCUCUUUCACUCCAGUGCAAAGACGAUGGUCACUGUGAAUGCAGGGAAGGCUUUGUGGGUAAUCGCUGUGACCAAUGUGAGGAGAACUAUUUCUACAAUCGCUCUUGGCCUGGCUGCCAGGAAUGUCCAGCUUGUUACCGGCUGGUAAAGGAUAAGGUUGCUGAUCAUCGAGUGAAGCUCCAGGAAUUAGAGAGUCUCAUGGCAAACCUUGGAACUGGAGAUGAGGUGGUGACAGAUCAGGCCUUUGAGGAUAGACUGAAGGAAGCAGAGAGGGAAGUUACGGACCUCCUCCGUGAGGCCCAGGAUGUCAAAGAUGUAGACCAAAAUCUGAUGGAUCGCCUCCAGAGAGUGAAUAACACUCUGUCCAGCCAAAUUAGCCGUUUACAGAAUAUCCGAAAUACCAUUGAAGAGACUGGAAACUUGGCUGAACAAGCACGUGCCCGAGUUGAGAACACAGAACAGUUGAUUGAAAUUGCAUCCCGAGAACUUGAGAAAGCCAGAGUUGCUGCUGCCAACGUGUCAGUUGCUCAGCCAGAGUCUACAGGGGACCCAAACAACAUGACUCUUUUGGCAGAAGAGGCUCGAAAGCUUGCUGAACGCCAUAAACAAGAAGCUGAUGACAUCGUACGAGUGGCAAAGACAGCCAAUGAUACAUCCACUGAGGCAUAUAAUCUGCUUUUGAGGACACUGGCAGGAGAAAAUCAAACAGCAUUUGAGAUUGAAGAGCUUAAUAGGAAGUAUGAACAAGCAAAGAACAUCUCCCAGGAUCUGGAGAAACAAGCUGCCCGAGUGCGUGACGAGGCCAAGAGGGCGGGCGACAAAGCCGUGGAGAUCUAUGCCAGCGUGGCCCAGCUGACCCCCGUGGACUCGGAGGCACUGGAGAAUGAAGCAAAUAAAAUAAAGAAGGAAGCUGAGGAUCUGGACCGCCUGAUUGACCAGAAGUUAAAAGAUUAUGAGGACCUCAGAGAAGACAUGAGAGGGAAGGAACUUGAAGUAAAGAACCUUCUGGAGAAAGGAAAGACCGAACAGCAGACCGCGGACCAGCUCCUCGCCCGAGCUGACGCUGCCAAGGCUCUUGCUGAAGAAGCUGCUAAAAAGGGACGCGACACCUUACAAGAAGCCAAUGACAUCCUCAACAACCUGAAAGAUUUCGACCGGCGCGUGAACGAUAACAAGACGGCCGCAGAGGAGGCGCUGAGGAAGAUUCCCGCCAUCAACCAGACCAUCGCGGAGGCCAACGAGAAGACGAGGGAGGCGCAGCUGGCUCUGGGCAGCGCCGCGGAGGACGCCACGGAGGCCAGGAAGAGGGCGCACGAGGCGGAGAGGAUCGCAGGUGCCGUCCAGAAGAAUGCCACCAGCACCAAGGCAGAAGCUGAUAGAACUUUUGCAGAAGUCACAGAUCUGGAUAAUGAGGUGAACAACAUGUUGAAGCAGCUACAGGAAGCAGAAAAAGAGCUGAAGAAGAAACAAGACGAUGCUGACCAGGAUAUGAUGAUGGCAGGGAUGGCUUCACAGGCUGCUCAAGAAGCCGAGAUCAAUGCCAGAAAAGCCAAAAACUCUGUUACCAGCCUCCUCAACAUUAUUAAUGACCUCUUAGAGCAGCUGGGGCAGCUGGACACAGUGGACCUCAAUAAGCUCAAUGAGAUUGAAGGCACUCUGAGCAAAGCCAAAGAUGAAAUGAAGGUCAGUGAUCUUGAUAGGAAAGUGUCUGACCUGGAGAAUGAAGCCAGGAAGCAAGAGGCCGCCAUCAUGGACUAUAACCGAGACAUCGAGGAGAUCAUGAAGGACAUUCGCAAUCUGGAAGACAUCAAGAAGACCUUACCAUCCGGCUGCUUCAACACCCCGUCCAUUGAAAAGCCCUAGCGUCGUUAGGGCUGGAAGGCAGCACCCCCUGACAGGGGAGCCGUCACGAGGCCACAGAGUGCCUUGAUACAAAGGUUACAUUUUUCAGACCCCCACUUCUCUGCUGCUCUCCAUCACUGUCCUUUUGAACCAGGAAAAGUCACAAAGUUGAAAGAGAAGCAAAUUAAACAGCCUGAAUCGGGAACAAAGGGUUUUAUCUAAUAAAGUCUCUCUUCCACUCACGUUGCUACCUUACCCACACUUUCCCUUCUGAUUUGCGUGAGGACGUGGCAUCCUACGUCACUGUACAGUGGCAUAAGCACAUCGCGUGAGCCCUUGUGUGCCAGGGCAGAGCAAGUAGCCCUCCCCUCUCGUCGACACCAGCAGAACCUCCUCAGUCUCAGUACUCUUGUUUCUAUGAAGGAAAAGUCUGGCUACUAACAGUAGCAUUGUGAUGGCCAGUAUAUCCAGUCCAUGGAUAAAGCAAAUGCAUCUGCAUCUCCUGCCCCUCUUCCUUCUAAGCAAAAGGAAAUAAACAUCCUGUGCCAAAGGUAUUGGUCAUUUAGAAUGUCGGUAGCCAUCCAUCAGUUGUUUUAGCUAUUUUGAGUAUAGGACACUGAGCCAUCCAUGGGUAAAGAUACAAUUAUUUAUGAAAUUCUCCAGGUGAACAUGGCUGAAGUAGGCUGAAGAUUUUCUCGUAUAUUAAUAAUUGACUAAGAAGAUAAACUUUUUUCCAGAUCUUUGGGCAGCUGAUAAUUUAAAUCUGGAUGGGCAGCUUGCGCUCACCAAUAGAUAUCUUUUGAUACUUUUAUAAAUGGAACUUAUACAGAAGAAAUAGGGAUAUGAUAACCACUAAAGUUUUCUUUUCAAAAUCAAACUAAUUCUUAGAGCCAUUUUAUUAGGUUAGUCUUGGAACUAGUGUUAUCUGGCAGAAAACAGUUGGUCCCUAAGAUCUUGACAAACAAAACAAAAGCAAAACAAGCCUCCUGUCCUAGUCUUUUCUAGUGAAGGGGUAAAAUUUAGAUGCAACUAGUACUGUCAGGAUCCCAUAUAUCCAUUUUUCUCUUGGAGAGAGAUGAAACAUAUUCGACCCUUAGCUCCAGUUUUCUUCUGAUGUUUCCAUCUUCUAGAAAUCCUUCAAAGAAUCCCACAUUGUUUGCCAAAUCCUGGUGGCAAAUACGUGUACUCAGUGUUUCACCCAGCUGCCAACGCCAUCUGGUUCCUGCACUUUGUGAUUUGACCCCACUCUAAACCUUCCCUCUGAGUAUAGAGGGAAGACCUUUAUGUGGAGUUUUCUAGGGGGCUUCUCAACUUUUGAUCCUCAGCUCUGUGGUUUUAUUUUAAGACCACAGUGUGACAAUUCCCUGCCACACACCCCCUUCCUCCUACCAACUUGCCUUUGAGAUUCAUAUAUAGCCUUUAACACUAUGCAACUUUGUACUUUGCGUAGCGCGGGGGGAAAGAAACUAUUAUCUGACACACUGGUGCUAUUAAUUAUUUCAAAUUUAUAUUUUUGUGUGAAUGUUUUUUGUUUUGUUUAUCAUGAUUAUAGAGUAAGGAAUUUAUGUAAAUAUGCUUGGUCCUAUUUCUAGAAUGGCACUGUCUGUACACUACUUUGCUCAGUUUUUCCUCUUCACUGGCACAGUGCAUCUGAAUACCUCCUUCCGUUCCAUCUAGAAUUGUUUAGACUGUAUCUGCUCCCCAUCGCUUUGCUCUCUGCCUUGUGUUUGCAGCAUCUUCAUUCGCUGACAUCAGUAUCAACUUGCUUUCCUCCACACCCAGCCUCUGUGAAGAGGGAACUCAGAGCCUCUUCCAUGGCAGUCCUCAUGACCCUGAGACUGCAGCAUGACGUUGUUCUCGAUGUCCCAGAGCAGGAAUGCCCGGUUGACAGGAUAUCGGGUAUUAGGAACCUUUGCCGAAGAGGAUCAUUGACACCUUUAGGGGUCUAGCCAGGAAUGAAUGAGAAAUGCCCUUUCUAGCAGUUGUUGGAGCUGGACGGGUCAGUUCCAUGAGGGGCGCGUUAUUACUGAGCACUUUCAAGGCACCAGGAGCACCGCUGCUGAUGGGCAGACUGGGAGCGCGGUGGGACUUGUUCCUGUGCUCCCGCUCUGCCGUUCCCAUCUGGCGGGGCCGCGAGAGUCUGCCGCGUUCUGACGUGGCGGACCCGGAGCUCACUCCGCGCUCUCCCAGGCCUCUUCUGCUGCCGCGGGAGGCAUGGCUCUUGCCAGGUUUUCACAUCGAUGUUUCCUGGCUAGUUCCUCUUUCUGAGUGGCCACAUCCUAACACAGGCAUUUUCAUCAAGGUCGCAGGAAGAGGACUGAAGAGCGAUCGCCAAGCCACACGCUAGUUUGGAUCAAGUUCACUCUGACAAGUCUUAGGCCACGGUGGGGUGUUUUGGUUUGGCUUGGUUUGGUUUCUUCCUUCCUUCUGUCUUUCUUUCUUUUCUUUCUCUCUCUUUUCUCUUUCUCCUUCUUGAACUGUGUGAUAUAUUUUUAAACAGAAUUUUAUUUUUAAAAUAAAAGUUCUUUAUAAGAUGAUACCUUAAUUACACUCCUGCAAUAUAGCCAUUAUUGUGUAGUUCCAUUAUCUGUAUUUUAUGUAAUGAGAUCGACAGGAUGGCUGCUGCAGAAUGCUGGGUGACACAGGGAAUAUAGACUGCUAUUUUUCCCUGGAAUUUUCCCUUUGAAUUCCAGCUAUGGCCCUUUUACGUGUGCCUUCACUUUAGCUGUUUGCCUUAAUCUCUACAGUCUUGCUUUCCAGGGUGGUUAAUAAAAUGCAACACUUGGCAUUUUUUAUGUUUUAAGAAAAACAGUAUUUUAUUUAUAAUAAAAUCUGAAUAUUUGUAACCCUUUA
Messenger RNA from Microcebus murinus (gray mouse lemur), 7877 nucleotides. It is a transcript of the gene LAMC1, whose product is annotated as laminin subunit gamma 1. The record is from RefSeq and is a predicted model, not a curated record. Lineage: Eukaryota; Metazoa; Chordata; Mammalia; Primates; Cheirogaleidae. Gene Ontology annotation, biological process: animal organ morphogenesis; axon guidance; tissue development. Gene Ontology annotation, cellular component: basement membrane.